AUGGGGGUCAUCAGCUUGCUGCAGCGUUGGAUUAUCAUGUCGUUGACGCGGCCAAUGUUCUCGGAAGACAUGCCUUUCUGGACAAAUAUACGCGUCUUCAGAUUCUGCAUCCCAUGGGUCGUCAAGAUCACACCACGAACCACUAGCACAGAAGCCGAGGCUCUCCGUUUUCUUCAUUCGACUGGGCUUGAUCUCCCCAUACCACGCCUCGUUUUCUCUUUCGCUCAUGAGGAGAUGACAUACACCGUCAUGACUCGUGUGUCUGGGAUCUCGAUGGAUGAGGCCAUGCGGGAUGAGAAGAUUAACUCGGACGACUUUGACACCAUCGUGAGCGAGAUCGAGGUCGUCAUGAACGAGCUUGAAUACUUGCGCCAGCCUCCCAAUGAGGCCGGAAAUGUCAUGAUGAGCGCAUCUGGGCAUGGUAUGCCCGAUGGGGCUUACUUCUUCGAGAAACGCUCAGGCCCGUUCCCCUCUACCAUCGCUCUGUGGGCUCAUCACGCGGGUCAUCCUGACGAGGAUAGUCUAAGGAAGUCUAUAGAACCUGCCACGCUUGAGGCUCUAACAGCGGACCCUGUCCGAUUCAUGCACACAGACCUCCGUAUGCACAACAUUAUCGUGCGCAAUGGACACCUUUCUGGUAUCAUUGACUGGGAAGACUCCGGCUGGGUUCCAUCUUGCUGGCAACUGUGGGUGAUGCGUCGUGCACGGGUGGGAUGUUGGGGCCGCUGGCGUGACCACUGGGUGGAGCAUCGAUUCUCGGAUGAAGCUGAAGCCGCGUAUCUAGCGGCGAAAUCAUUCAUAGAGAAGCUACCAGUCUGA
Molecule: messenger RNA, 819 nt
Organism: Peniophora sp. CBMAI 1063
Lineage: Eukaryota; Fungi; Basidiomycota; Agaricomycetes; Russulales; Peniophoraceae
Source: the annotation of a GenBank genome assembly